AUGCAACCACGCAUGUGCUACGAUGAUGCGGCUUGGGAGAAAAGCGAAGAAAUCUCUGAAGCCUGGAUCGCCCAGUUCGACGACCUCGACAUCUUGAGAGAGCUCGGACGUUUCCUUGUUAGACACCACGAACCCGACAAGCCUGACUCAUUUGAUUUUUUGGAAAAAGGAGCUUUCAAUAUAUCUUUUGAGAUGACAUACAAAAACACUAGUUCCGCUAUCAUCCGUCUCCCGCAGCCUGGUGCUAUUAUGUUCCCCGAAGAAAAAGUCCGGAAUGAGGUCGCUAUAAUGCGAUAUAUUCUUGACCAAACUUCAAUCCCAGCUCCUUUUGUCCUUCAUUGGGGCACGCAGAAGGAUAGCCCUUUGGGGCUAGGUCCCUUUAUGAUCAUGGAGUUCAUGGAUCAUCACACGAACAUGUACGAUGUUCUCAAUAUGCCAGGUCGCUCUCGGGCAUACCGUGGAAUUCUUGACCCAGAUUUUGAUGAGGAUGAACUUGAGCGGUUAUACGGAGAGCUAGCAUAUAUUCUACUUCAACUUUCUCGGCCCUCCCUUUGCCAUAUAGGGUCACUUAGCCAGGUUGAUGAUUUCACCUGGGAAGUCGCACACAGACCUCUCUCUAUGCCCAUGAAUGAACUUAUUCGAGUGGGGUCGCUACCUCAAGCAUGUUUACCGAGCCUAGACACGACAUUCGACACAGCGUCAUCAUAUUUUGAAAGCUUAGCAGAGAUACAUAUUGCACAUCUCACGCACCAAAGAAACGACGCCGUUCACUCAGCCGAUGACUGUCGACGAAAGUUCGUUGCUAGAUGUCUUUUCCGAAAGCUCGCCCGAGAGCGAAAACUCACAGAGCGGUGGGCUUCUUUCGAGAAUGGCCCUUUUAAACUCUGGUGCGACGAUUUCCGACCAGGUAAUGUCCUUCUCAAUAAGGACUCGAAAAUUGCCGCAGUCGUGGACUGGGAGUUCACAUAUGCCGCCCCCGUUGAAUUCUCCUACGCGCCACCUUGGUGGCUUCUGAUUGAGAAGCCCGAAUAUUGGCCCACGGACGGCGGUCUCGAAGACUGGUGUGGGGAGUAUGAGUCUCGACUCCAAACAUUCCUAAGGGCUAUGAUCACUCGUGAGGACGAAGCGAUUAGGAAGUGUCAACUGAAAGAAAACCAGCGGCUUUCUGGCCCGAUGCGAGAGAGCUGGGAGAGUGGGGAUUUCUGGGUUGCGUACGCCGCGAGGAACAACUUUGCAUUUGACGCGAUAUACUGGCAAAAGAUCGAUAGGCGAUUUUUUGGACCGACUACGUGCCCCGACCCUGCCGAUGCAUGGAAAGAGAGACUUGAGCAUUUGAAUGCCGAGGAAAAGUGUGCUAUGGAAAAGCUCGUUUCCCAGCAACUGGAAAAUAUGAAGAGCAGAGUUUUGGCGUGGGAUCCAGACGAAUAUACACUAAGCCAGGUAGAUAUUGCAAAGAAGAAGGCGGAAAGGGAAGAAGGCGAGACCAAGGAAGCGGAGACCGGGGCCAAGGAAAGUGAGAAAGUAGAUGUUCAAGUUGAAGUGGAUGAAGCUAGUGCAGAUAUGGUGUCCACGGAGUUUGCGAGGUUAGCUGUUUAG
Penicillium psychrosexuale is the source of this 1596-nucleotide messenger RNA. Its product is annotated as Aminoglycoside phosphotransferase. The record is from RefSeq and is a predicted model, not a curated record. The transcript has a single exon. Lineage: Eukaryota; Fungi; Ascomycota; Eurotiomycetes; Eurotiales; Aspergillaceae. The coding region runs from base 1 to 1596 and encodes 531 amino acids.